UUCAUUCCUUCUUUCUUUGUCUCUCCGGUUGUGUUUUUUCCCUCCAAUCUUUUGUCUUGCUGGUGUUGUUCAUCACAUUGUCAGAUUCUAUUUCUUCUAUUUGUUCUUACAGGUUGUGGUUGUUCACAAUUAUCAAAUCACAUUUCAGACUCUAUUUGCUCUCUGCUGCCUCCAGUCACUUCUCAGAUUACAAUCCUGAGAACUGCUACCAACAAACCUAUCUCCAUUUGCUGCCAAUCAAGAAUUUCUGAAUUUGUAGGACAUGGCCUGUCAAGUGAGAUGUAUGAUUCCGCAGCCAGGAUUAUCAACUUCAGAGAAUGAAUGCCCUGAUAAAUCCUGUAUAAGUGUUGCAACUUACAGAAUCCAAAGCUGGUGCAGUGAGCCAAGCUUUUCUGGACAAGCUCUAAAAGUCGGCACCACAUCAUUUGUGCAUGGCUGUUUCCUGGUAAGAAGGUUAGGAUGGAAAAUAGCCUUUGCCCUGAACACAGGUGGAGUGCCAGGUAAUGGCGAACAACAAAGCCUCAAUGAUGCUAGUUCCGGUUUUGGCAGCACACGAUUGGGUAGGAUUCUGACAGCAGGUGGCAGACAACUACUAGAAAAACUGAACUCAGCCAGAAAGAAUUUCCCUAUGAAGAUAUUCCUGCUUCUUCUAGGUUUCUACACAGCAAAUGCACUGGCUACAAUCCUUGGGCAGACCGGCGACUGGGAUGUUCUGGUUGCCGGUGUUGUGGUGGCUGCAAUUGAGGGGAUUGGCGUGCUCAUGUACAGAAAACCUUCUACCAUGAGGACUGGGAGGUUGCAAUCUUUUGUGACGAUGAUGAACUUCUGGAAAGCUGGAGUGUGCUUAGGUCUCUUUGUGGAUGCUUUCAAGUUAGGCAGCUAAAGAUUCCCAAAGUUUGUCUCUCGCCUUCUAAUUUACCGUUGCAUCAUAUAGGAGCCUAAUGCAGCAUCUUCAUUCAUGAAUCUAUGGUAAGCCUCAAGUUUGGCCCCAUUUCUCCUCUAUUUGCCUAGUUUUAUAUAUGGUCUACAUUUAUUGUAAUAUAUGAAUACAAAUUAUAAGAUGUUUGCUUAAUAAAUGUGAAGUACAUCAAACACGAAGGAUGAGUUAUUACUUUUUA
Molecule: messenger RNA, 1118 nt
Organism: Prosopis cineraria
Lineage: Eukaryota; Viridiplantae; Streptophyta; Magnoliopsida; Fabales; Fabaceae
Product: ycf20-like protein
Exons: 3
Coding region: 263-883 (206 amino acids)
Source: RefSeq, a predicted model, not a curated record